Molecule: messenger RNA, 4284 nt
Organism: Closterium sp. NIES-65
Lineage: Eukaryota; Viridiplantae; Streptophyta; Zygnematophyceae; Desmidiales; Closteriaceae
Source: the annotation of a GenBank genome assembly
AUGCUGAAUGAGAGAGCCCACCACACGGGCUAUCAACUGCCUCUAGCAACGCACUCUCCUCUCCCCCGUUCCUCGCCCCUGCCCUACACCCACCCUCGCUCCCCUCACUCCCCCCACUUCUUGCCUCCCCACCUCGCCUGGCACUUGCCUACAUGCCCCUGUUCUUGCUCCUGCUUCCGCCGCGAAGCACCACCUGUUGCCUCACAGCCCACCCACAAGCAGCAGCCGUUUCAGAGCCGGCCUCAAGAGCCGCACAUGCCUCCUUCCACUGAUGCAGGUAACACCUGCUCCCUGCCCAUGCCGCUCUACCCGCAUGCCUGCCCGUUCUCCUCCCCGCAUGCACGGCAGCCGCGCGCCUGGACUCGAAAGCGUGCACACGCACAGCUAGCCCUGGAGGAUCAUGCACGUGCAGAUGCAGCAAGCAUGGGAAGAACAGCGAGAGUAGUGCUUGCAUCAUCGCCAGUCACGGCUGCAUGGCACCCAGGUGGAUCGGCUAUGGGAGCAACAGAGGUAACAGAGGAAGCAGCAGGAGCCAGUGCAAUGGGGCCAGCAGCUAGUGUAGCAUUCACGCGUUUCCAGCUCGCCUCCCUCUCCUCUCCCAGGGUAGCAGCAAGGCUGUACUCUCACAGCAGCAGCGGCAGCAGCGGAGGGGACUCAGCCGGACCCACAUCCGUCCACACCUCCCCGCUCUACCAGUUUUCCGCUGCUGCUCAACCCUCCACUCACGCUUCUCCCGCUGCCGCCUUCCGCCCUCCCUUCGCCACUGCCGCUGCCGGCGCCCCGCUUUCCUGGUCCAGGGCGCAUGGGCGGCCGCUGAGAUCUCUUCCCCUUACUGCUGCUGCUCCUGCGCUGCCCGCACGCCUUGCUGGGGGGAGGGCUCUUGGGGCGUUUGAAUCAGGCGCUUCUCACAGCGUGCAGAGGGGCCUGGGAGGGCAUUAUGCGCGGUGGACGUGGGAGGAGGGGGCGAAUGAGAGGGAGCACGAGCGGCGGAAUUACUUUCGGGAGAUGGAGAGGCGUGCGAGGGAGUGGGAGGAGGUGGCUAGGAGAGGGAGGGAGGGAGGGGGUGAGGGGGGAAGGCAAGAGGGUGGGGACGGGAUGGAGUGGGUGAUGGGUGUGGAGGGACGGCGUGAGGGUGGGCUGGAGGGAAGAGAGGAGAUGGGUGAAGGGGAGGAAGUUGAGAGACAGGAGGGUACAUGCACAGGAGAACCAGCAGCAGCAGCAGCAGCAGCAACAGCAGCAACAGCUGUCGCAGCAACAGCAGAGGAGGAGGAGGAGGAGGUGGGGGUUGCGGUCGGGGAGCGGGAGACGGAAACGGCAGCAGAGCAAGGCGAAGAGGGAAGUGCAGGAGAAGUAGGGCGACUAAGGGAGGGCUGGUUACAAGUGGAGACAGGUGCAGGAGAUGUGAGCAGAGAGAGUGUGCCUGGUGUUGGUGGUGUGCCUGGUGUUGGUGGUGUGCCUGGUGUUGGUGGUGUGCCUGGUGUUGGUGGUGUGCCUGGUGGUGUGGCUGGUGGUGUGCCUGGUGUUGGUGGUGUGCGUGGUGGUGUGGCUGGUGGUGUGCCUGGUGGUGUGGCUGGUGGUGUGCCUGGUGUUGGUGGUGUGCGUGGUGGUGUGGCUGGUGGUGUGCCUGGUGGUGUGGCUGGUGGUGUGCCUGGUGUUGGUGGUGUGCGUAGUGGUGUGGCUGGUGGUGUGCGUGGUGGUGUGGCUGGUGGAGUGCCUGGUGUUGGUGGAGUGUGUGGUGGAGUGCGUGGUGGAGUGCGUGGUGAGGGGAGAGAAAUCGAGCCAGUGCGUGGCGGGCAGGAGGGGGGUCGUGCGUCCCCUCCUGACGCCAUAUCCCUCUUGGACGUGCAUAGGGAAAAGAGGGGGGAGGAGGAGGAGGAUGCAGGUAAGCGGGCAGAAGAGGGGGCGGUGGGUGGGCGUGGGGUAGCAGUGAGUGGGGAUGAAGGCACGCAAAUCGGUGGUGGGGAAUGGGCAAGGGGGGAGGAGCAAGGCGGCGGUGGUGGUUCGAGUGGAGAGAAGGGCUUAGGAGGGAGGUUGGUGAGAGGCAGGAGAGAGGAAACAUGGGUGCAAGUGGAGGAGGUUUUGCAUUUGAAGGGAGUGGAGGAGAAGGUUGAACGAUGGGAGAUGCAAGGGCAAGGCACAGGAGACGUGGCAGGGCAAGGCAGGGGUGACGUGGCAGGGCACGGCAGGAGUCAUGUGGAAGGGUGGCUUGGCAAGGCAGCAGCACUGGGACAAGGCAUGGUUGCAGCACGGGUAGGGUGGGGUGAGACGGCUAUGGAGAAUACACAGGAGAGAAGCGGGGAAGCUGGAGAUGGUGCAAGAGAGAGGGGGAAGAGGGCGAGAGACGAGGGACAGAGGGGUGAAGGGGCUGGAAAAGCGCAGACACUGAGAGGUGGGGCGGGUGGUGGAGAGAUGGGCAUGGGUACGCAUGGAAGCAUGCUGGCAGAGGGGAGAGUGGAGAUGGGUGGCGAGGGGGAAAGAGAGCGCGCCAGACGAAGGGUGCACGGAGCAAAAGGGGCGGCAGCAGCACACGACCCCAGAAGGGGGGAAGAGGCAGAGCAAGAGGCGCAGGCAGUGGGUGCAGCGGGUGCAGCGGGUGCAGUGGGUGCAGCGGGUGCAGCGGGUGCAGCGGGUGCAGCGGGUGCAGCGGGUGCAGUGGGUGCAGCGGGUGCAGUGGGUGCUGCUCCCCCGCGCUUCACCAGCAAAGAGGGCGCUGCACUGGCUGAGCAGGGCCAGAGCACAGAGGCCCCACCCGUGCCCCGCCCACCACAGAGACCUCUCUCCGUGGCAUCUCCCCAGGAUCCCAAUGCUGCUGCCCAUACCUGUCCAGAGCAAACCGUUGCCCCGUCCCCGUCGUACCCGCCGUGCCUUGUACCAGCACACACCCUCCACGACCUCAUGGUCAUCCGCGCGCUGCACUCCUCUCUGCUGCGCCUGCCGCGCGACUCCCUGGGCACGGCCCUGGGCAUGCGGACCAGAGAAGGGCAGCUCUCGUCCCUCCCUGCGAUUAUCGUGUUUGUGUCCUGUAAGGUGCACCAGUUGUGGGUGCCGGACGGCCAGAUGCUGCCACGUCAGCUUGUGGGGCCCACAGGGGUGGUCUGUGACGUGGACGUGGUAGAGUUUUGCUACACAGAUGCCCCUGCUGCUGCCACGUAUGCUGCUCAGGCGUCCCCUCCCACUUCUGCUACCCCUUCUCCUCCUCCUUCCACUGCUGACCUACAUGGGGAGAUAGACAUUUCUGUCAUGGCUGCUGCUCCUGAUGCUCGUAUUGGUACUGGUGCUGGUUUUGCUGAUCCAGAGCCCAGCAGAGAGCGCGUGUGGAGCGCAAGGGAGGGCGCGGGAGGGGCAGGCGCGGGGCACAGGAGGGCCGGGCGCAGCAGAAGAGCAGCACCAGCAGUAGCAGUGGUGGAAGAAAUGAAAGGGGCCGCAGGGGACGUGGGGCCAGGGUCGCAGGUAGCAAGCGAGGGCACGUACGGUACACUGACAGCGGUAGUGGUGAGCACAAGAGGAGAGCGUGCAGUGGGAGUGCUGACAAACAGACACGUGGCAGUGGAUUUCAACCAGCCGCGCCAGGCUCUGCACCACCCGCUGCCGCCUAGUAGGGGCCCAGGCGUGCUGCUGGGGCUUGUGGAGCGGGCGGCUUCGUUCACUUCGGAUAGCGCGUGGUACAGCAUGUUUGCCACGCCCAACACUGAAGCGUACGUGCGGGUGGAUGCAGCGUUCGUGCCGCUGCACCGGUCGCUGGACACGAGUAUUAUCACACCAGAGCUGCGAGGGCUGGGCGCCAUGGGGCAACCCUGCGCCGUCUCAUUGCAUGAUGCCAUCGGGUCCCUCAUCAACCGCCCUGUCUGCAAGAUAGGAGCGACAUCGGGCGUGACGCACGGGCGCAUAAUGGGGUACGCGGUGGAAUAUAACGACAAACGCAGCCGUACCCUUUUCACCGACUUCCUCAUUCUCGGCGAGCAAGGACAGCCGUUCGAUCAGGAGGGCGACAGCGGCAGUCUCAUCCUGGCAAUGCCAAACCGUGAAGGUGAUUCGACGGACGGCCGUGAUCGCACGGAUGGCGACAAUGUGCUUCGACCAAUCGGCGUGAUUUGGGGGGGCACGGCGAAUCGCGGGCGGCUCAAACUGCGGCGGGGGCAUGUUCCGGAGAACUGGACAAGCGCGGUGGACGUGGGGAGAUUGUUGCGACUGCUUGACCUGCAAAUGAUCACGACAUCGGAAGAAUUGAGAGCUUUGCUGGAGCACCCUGGUGUUCAGGACUUCAGCAUGCAAAGGAUGACGUAA